AACAAUCGACCCUCCACCAAUCCGCAAUAUAGUGCAACACCGCCCACCCGCUGAAAAUUAACCAGAGAUGGCGGAUGAACAAUACCUAACCUCCCUCCAACCCUUCAUCCUCCUCGCCAAGUCUGCCACCGGCAGAGCAGCCGCUGACCUCGUCAUGCAGGCGACGGCAGCACCGGGCUGCUUCGUCUUCAGUGAACUCCUGGAAAUGCCCAACAUCCAAGCCCUCGCCAAAACCGGUGACGGGAAGAGGUACAUUGACCUUUUGAAGAUCUUCGCUUACGGAUGGUACGGUGAUUAUAGAGACAAUGCCAAAAACCUCCCCCCACUCUCAGCAGCCCACCUCCAUAAGCUGAAACAACUCUCCUUGAUAACUCUCUCCUCCCAGGGCCCACAGAACCUAACCUACACCUCCCUCCAGCGCACCCUGGAUCUGCCCAGUACCCGCGCCUUGGAAGACCUCACCAUAAGCGCAAUCUACGCACACCUCCUCGUUGCCAAACUCGAUACCAAGGCUGCGCGCAUCGAAGUGUCCAGCACUGCUGGCCGCGACGUCGCGCCGGAGGAGAUCCCGGAUAUGAUCGCCACCCUGAAGAACUGGUGCCGGCAAUGCGAGGAUGUCCUCGGCGAUAUCGACGAGCAGGUACGAUGCGUGCAGCGCGAGGCAAUCGCUAGGAAGAGGGCUGCGGACGAGUAUGAGAGGAUUGUGGCGAUGAGGAAGGAGAUUGUCAAGUCGGAGGAGAAGGGCAGUGGUAGUGGUGGUGGGAUGGGCCCGGGAAUUGUUUCGGGAGUCCCGGGUGGAGGAGGAGGGGGAGGUGUGGCCGGGAAGGGGAAAAGGGUCAUCAGCGAAGGUGAUGAGAGUGCUAUCCGCGGCAGCGGAGGCUGGGGUGAGGACGACGAGAUGGAAAUCGACGAAGGUCCCUUCGAUGGCGUUACCCCUACCAGCAGCGCAGGGGGAGCAAAUACCAGCAAGAGACGCACCAGGAAAGGCCCCGGGAGUGGCCUCGGUGGUAUCCUGGGUAGUGGACGAAGCAGGAGAUGAUUUCUCUCCUCUGUCUUUCAUUUAUUCAGUUAUUAUUUCUACCGUCCCAAGUUACUGUUUUUCUUUCCC
This is a messenger RNA of Tuber melanosporum (Perigord truffle), 1108 nucleotides long. RefSeq lists its product as uncharacterized. Lineage: Eukaryota; Fungi; Ascomycota; Pezizomycetes; Pezizales; Tuberaceae. The transcript is spliced from 2 exons. Bases 68 to 1039 code for a protein of 323 amino acids. Gene Ontology annotation, cellular component: COP9 signalosome. The record is from RefSeq and is a predicted model, not a curated record. Gene Ontology annotation, biological process: COP9 signalosome assembly.